AUGGAGGAAGUUUUUCGCUUUUAUUUGCAUUCCAAAACUAUUCUGUUUCAUAAAGGCCUUUCAUUGAAACAGUCCACUGUAGAUGACCCCAAAAGUGGAUACGGUCUUUUCGUCAGCCCUUCGAAGUUCAGUAACGAAGAACUUGACAAUGAGACUGUUCAAUUGCUAAGAAUUCCUAAACGCUGCACAUUCAAUAUCAACACACUACUGACUAUUCUAGGAGAUGAGAACGAAUUUUCUUCACUAGAACAAUUCCAAAGAACUGGUGACAAAAUCAAGACUACUCUUCGUGAAAUAAUGACGUAUCCCAAGUUUAGUAGGUUUCUAACAGAAACAAACCUGCUCAUUCUUUACUUUAUGAUUUUCGAGACUAUUCAUGACAGUUACGAGAUUCCCGGUAGUAUCGAGUAUUAUUUGAAGAAUGUUUUGAUGAGCAUUGAAGUAGAAUCUGCUGUCGAUUCUAUCGAAAACCUAGCCAAGGAUUAUGGCCAUUACCCACAAAUUUUUGGGCUCCAAGAAAUAUCAGGUUUAUUCAAAGAUCUGUUCCAAGAAUAUUUAGACGCAAGCGUUAUUAAGCACCUUUAUUCAGCGAUAAUUUCACGUUGCCUCGAGAUACCUGAAAAAUCGGAUACCGGAGAUUACGAAUUCAGUGUUCACUCUACCUUAGUUCCCAUUCUGGAUUUUGCCAAUCACGAAAACUCACAAAAGAAUGCUUAUUUUGAUGUCGACCCUUCUAGUAACGAUGUGUUACUUCUACUCAAUACGGAUACGAUUCGGGGAAAGAGUUCGAAGCCUAGAGAAGUGUUCAUUAGCUACAUGCCUACAGAAGAUUUAUUGCCAAUGCUAAACACAUAUGGAUUCAUCCCAGAUUUCAAAGAAUCUCCACAGUUUUGGACCAUAUCGUUUGAUAGAGGGUUUUUGAGAGACUACAUUGGGUUAGAUUUGAAUGCAGAUUUGAGGUUAUUUUAUAAAUGGCUCCGUAUAAAUCCAGUCAUCUCAUUAGUAAAAUACGAACAUGAUGACCAAAUCCGAUGGUUUAUUAACGAUACUACAAAAGAGUUCAGUUCGCUUUUGCUCCCAUUCAUCCCACCUUUGGAUAAAGCAAAAAAUGCACGUUGGGUGUAUGAUUCUGCCUGUCAUUUGACGUUCACUAAGAUGCAUUGCUUAGUUAAUCCUGAGACGAAUGAACAUGCAACGUUGGUUGCAGAAAACUACCAUUCUCUCAUCGAAGAAGUAGAACUGAAUGGAGAUGAUUUUAUUGAUUUACCGCCGCUAGCAUGGUCGUUGCACUAUAAAGAUGCAGAAAGCGGUUGCCUAAGACAAAGACAUACGGAUUGUGAAGAGGCAACUAGUAUCCUUCAACAUGAACAAGAACAAGACACAACCAAAACCAAGCUCCGGUUUGUUAGCUUCUUCCGGGACUUUUUAAAGUAUAGGAAAGCGAGAAUUGCCAUGCCUUCCAGUAAUUCAAGUAUUGCUCGCUUAUUAUUUGAGCAGGAGAAAGAGAUAAUUAAUGACCUAGCAGCAGCUAUUGAUAACAAAUCCACAAUAUUUUUUAGCGAUCUAAAGACGGCACUGAGCGCAGAACCUAAUAAGUUCCCCCCUCUGAGAUUUCACAAUGAUCACACGGAGAGCAACAAGAAUAAAGAUGAACUAGUGCCCUAUUUCAAGGACCCUUCUUCUUAUAAUCCCGAUAGAUUCACCGACUUCUUUCAAGACGAAAUGAACCAGUACGCUGCAUUCUUUCGAGACGGUUAG
Saccharomyces eubayanus is the source of this 1758-nucleotide messenger RNA. It is a transcript of the gene CTM1, whose product is annotated as cytochrome c lysine N-methyltransferase. The transcript has a single exon. NCBI's taxonomy places the organism in Eukaryota, Fungi, Ascomycota, Saccharomycetes, Saccharomycetales, Saccharomycetaceae. The record is from RefSeq and is a predicted model, not a curated record. Gene Ontology annotation, molecular function: protein binding. Bases 1 to 1758 code for a protein of 585 amino acids.